CGCAGAUUAAUGCAAACCCGGAAGCGGAUCGGGUGGAGUGUAGGUCACAUCGCCGCGACAUCUCUUCCAAAUCCUUGAUGAAAAAGGUGGGAGGAUCACUUGAGCCAGGGAGUUGAAGGCUGCAGUGAGCCCUGUUUUUGCCACCACACUCUAGCCUGGGAUUGAUUCUAAAGACUCAUGUUACGUGAGGAAGCAGCUCAGAAGAGGAAAGGAAAGGAGCCAGGCAUGACUCUUCCUCAGGGACGCUUGACUUUCAGGGAUGUGGCUAUAGAAUUCUCAUUGGCGGAGUGGAAAUGCCUGAACCCUGCUCAGAGGGCUUUAUACAGGGAAGUGAUGUUGGAGAACUACAGGAACCUGGAGGCUGUGGAUAUCUCUUCCAAACGCUUGAAGAAGGAGGUCCUGUCAACAGGGCAAGGCAAUACAGAAGUGUUCCACUCAGGGACAUUGCAAAGACAUGAACGUUAUCACAUUAGAGAUUUUUGCUUCCAGGAAAUUGAGAAAGAAAUUCAUGACAUUGAGUUUCAGUGUCAAGAAGAUGAAAGAAAUGGCCUUGAAGCACCCAUGACAAAAAUAAAAAUGUUGACUGGUAGUACAGACCGAGAUGAUCAAAGGCAUGCUGGAAACAAGCCUAUUAAUGAUCAGCUUGGAACAAGCUUUUAUUCACAUCUGCCUGAACUGCACAUAUUUCAGAUCAAAGGGGAAAUUGGUAAUCAACUUGAGAAGUUUACCAAUGAUGCUCCCUCAGUCUCAACAUCCCAGAGAAUUUCUUGUAGGUCCCAAACCCAGAUUUCUAAUAACUAUGGGAAUGAUUUUCCGAAUUCUUCAUUACUCACACAAAAAGAGGAAGUACACAUGACAGAAAAAUCUUUCCCAUGUGAUGAGAGUGGCAAAGCCUUUAAUUGUAGCUCACUCUUAAGGAAACACCAGAUAAUCCAUUUAGGAGACAAACAAUAUAAAUGUGAUGUAUGUGGCAAGCUCUUUAAUCACAAGCAAUACCUUGCAUGCCAUCAUAGAUGUCACACUGGUGAGAAACCUUACAAGUGUAAUGAGUGUGGCAAGUCCUUCAGUCAGACGUCAUCCCUUACAUGCCAUCGUAGACUUCAUACUGGAGAGAAACCUUACAAUUGUAAUGAGUGUGGCAAGAUCUUUGGUCAAGAUUCAGCCCUUCUAAUUGAUAAGGCAAUUCAUACUGGAGAGAUACCUUACAAGUGUAAUGAAUGUGACAAGGCUUUUAAUCGACAAUCACAACUUUCACAUCCUAGAAUUCAUACGGGAGAGAAACCUUACAAAUGUGAAGAAUGUGACAAAGUUUUCAGUCGGAAAUCAACCCUUGAGACACAUAAGAGAAUUCAUACUGGAGAGAAACCAUACAAAUGUAAGGUUUGUGACACAGCUUUCACGUGGCAUUCACAGCUGGCUCGACAUAGAAGAAUUCACACUGGAGAGAAAACUUACAAGUGUAAUGAGUGUGGCAAGACCUUCAGUCACAAGUCAUCCCUUGUAUGCCAUCGUAGACUUCAUGGUGGAGAGAAAUCUUACAAAUGUAAGGUUUGUGACAAGGCUUUUGUGCAGAGUUCACAACUGGCAAAACAUACUAGAAUUCACUGUGGAGAAAAACCUUACAAGUGCAAUGAAUGUGGGAAGACCUUUGGUCAAAAUUCAGAUCUUUUAAUUCAUAAGUCAAUUCAUACUGGGGAGCAACCUUACAAAUGUGAUGAAUGUGAAAAAGUUUUCAGUCGUGAAUCAACCCUUGAGACACAUAAGAUAAGUCAUACUGGAGAGAAACCAUACAAAUGUAAGGUUUGUGACAAGGCUUUCGCAUGUCAUUCCUAUCUGACAAAACAUACUAGAAUUCAUAGUGGAGAGAAACCUUACAAGUGUAAUGAGUGCAGCAAGACCUUCCGUCACAGUUCAUACCUUGUAUGCCAUCGUAGAGUUCACAGUGGUGAGAAACCUUACAAGUGUAAUGAGUGCAGCAAGACCUUCAGUCGCAGGUCAUCCCUUCAUUGCCAUCGUAGACUUCAUAGUGGUGAGAAACCUUACCAGUGUAAUGAGUGUGGCAACACCUUCCGUCACUGGCCAUCCCUUAUAUACCAUCGUAGACUUCAUACUGGAGAGAAAUCUUACAAAUGCACGGUUUGUGACAAGGCUUUUGUGCGUAAUUCACUCCUGUCAAGACAUACCAGAAUUCACACUGCAGAGAAACCUUACAAGUGUAAUGAAUGUGGGAAGGCUUUUAAUCAACAAUCACACCUUUCACGUCAUCAUAGAAUUCAUACUGGAGAGAAACCUUAGAAAUGUGAGGCAUGUGACAAAGUUUCCAUUUGGAAAUCACACCUUUAAGACAUAGGAGAAUUUAUACUGGAGAGAAACCGUACAAAUGUAAGGUUUCUGACAAGACUUGGGAGUGAUUCACACCUGGAACAAUAUACUGGAAUUCACACUGGAGAGAAACCUUACAAGUGUAAUGAGUGUGGCAAAGCCUUUAGCAAGCAGUCAACACUUAUUCACCAUCAGGUAGUUCAUGGUGUAGGGAAACUUGACUAAUGUAAUGAUUGUCACAAAGUCUUCAGUAACGCUACAACAAUUACAAAUCACUGGAGAAUCCAUAAUGAAGAGAGAUCUUACAAGUGUAAUAAAUGUGGCAAAUUUUUCAGACAUCGUUCAUACAUUGCAGUUCUUCGGUGAUCUCAUACUGGAGAGAAACCUUACAAAUGUCAUGACUGACAAGAUCUUCAGUCAAGCUUCAUCCUAUGCAAAACAUAGGAGAAUUCAUACAGGAGAGAAACCUCACAAGUGUGAUGAUUGUGGCAAAGCCUUUGCUUCAUGUUCACACCUCAUUAGACAUCAGAGAAUCCAUACUGGACAGAAAUCUUACAAAUGUCAUCAGUGUGGCAAGGUCUUCAGUCCGAGAUCACUCCAUGCAGAACAUCAGAAAAUUCAUUUUUGAGAUAACUGUUCCCAAUACAAUGAGUAUAGCAAACCAUCAAGCAUUAAUUGACAUUAGAGUCAAUUCAGCAUUGACUUGAGUUUGUGUUGACUUAACAUUGAGUUCAAGCAUUAAUUGACAUUUAAGUGUUUAUGUUAAGAGGAUUGGGCCAGGUGUGGUGGCUCAUGCCUGUAAUCCCAGCACGUUGGGAGGCCAAGGCACGUAGGUCAUUUGAGGUCAGGAGUUUGAAACCAGCAUGGCCAACAGAUGUGAGCCACUUUUCUCAGCCUGUUUUUUGUUUCUUAUUUUCUAUUAUUUUUUUUUUCCAGCUAGUACUUUUUAAAGAGAUAGUACUUUUUUGAGUUAGUACUUUUUAAAAGGGACAUAUCAUAGUACUUUUUAAAAGGGAUAUCAGGCCAGGCACGGAGGCUCAUGCCUGUAAUCCCAGCACUUUGGGAGGCUGAGGCAGGCAGAUCACGGGGUCAGGAGAUCGAGACUGUCCUGGCUAACACGGUGGAUCCCCGUCUCUGCUAAAAAUACAAAAAAUUAGCUGGCUGUGGUGGCGGGUGCCUGUAGUCCCAGCUACUCUGGAUGCUGAGGCAGGAGAAUGGCAUGAACCUGGGAGACGGAGCUUGCAGGGAGUGGAGAUCGCACCACUGCACUCCAGCCUGGGUGACAGAGUGAGAGUCUGUCUCAAAAAAAAAGGAUCUCAAAGCCGCUGUACGUGGUUGCUCAUCCCUGCAAUCAGAGUACUUUGGUAGACCCAUGUGAACUGGUCACCUAAGGUCAGAAUUUCAAGAGCACCCUGACUAACAUGGUGAAACCCCAUCUCUACUAAAAAUACAAAAAUUAGCUGGGGGUGGUGGUGUGCACCUUUAGUUCCAGCUACUUGGGAGGCUGAGGCACGAGAAUUGCUUAAACCUGGGAGGUAGAGGUUGCAGUGAACCAAAAUUGUGCCACUCUACUGCAGCCUGGGUGGCAGAGUGAGUCUCCAUCUCAAACAAACAAAAAAUAACAAAAAAAGAGACAUCAAAAAUGCUUUUGUUCUCGUAUAAUAGACUUCCUUUUUUUCCUUUCUGGUUCCUCUUCAUUUCUCUCUUUAUUUUUUAUUUUUGCAGUUUGAGUUUGAGAUAAAUCUUAGUUAUAAAAGUUUUAUUUCUUAGGCCGGGCGCGGCGGCUCACGCUUGUAAUCCCAGCACUUUGGGAGGCCGAGGCGGGCGGAUCACGAGGUCAGGAGAUCGAGACCACGGUGAAACCCCGUCUCUACUAAAAAAAAUACAAAAAAUUAGCCGGGCGUGGUGGUGGACGCCUGUAGUCCCAGCUACUCGGAGAGGCUGAGGCAGGAGAAUGGCGUGAACCUGGGAGGCGGAGCUUGCAGUGAGCCGAGAUCACGCCACUGCACUCCAGUCUGGGAGACAGAGCAAGACUCCGUCUCAAAAAAAAAAAAAAAAAAGUUUUAUUUCUUAAUACACAAUGACUUUCGAACGAUGCCUUUGCAGCAUCCUAUAAUCAGCUCACAUCAUUCAUUUCUGUACUUGUAUAUUUUCCAGUUAUUUUCCGGUUUACCCCAGAAUUUGUUAGAUUUUUUUAAAAAACAAUUUCAACACCGGGCGCAGUGGCUCACGCCUGUAAUCCCAGCACAUUGGGAGGCCGAGGCAGGUGGAUCACGAGGUCAGGAGAUCGAGACCAUCCUGGCUAACAUGGUGAAACCCCGUCUCUACUAAAAAUACAAAAAAUUAGCCAGGCGUGGUUGCAGGCAUCUGUAGUCCCAGCUACUCCGGAGGCUGAGGCAGGAGAAUGGCCUGAACCUGGGAGGUGGAGCUUGCAGUGAGCAGAGAUCGCACCACUGCACUCCAGCCUGGGCGACAGCGAGACUCCGUCUCAAAAAAAAAAAAAAAUUCAAAAUAGUUGCUGUUUUAAAUUAGUUGCAUCCUGUUCAGAUCAAGGUCUGCAUACUUUCUAGUCUGUGUUAUUUAUUGAAAACCUUUGGUACCUAAUACUUAAGUUUGAUUGUUUCAGUGUGUACUUGGUAAAGAUGUCAGUGGUCUUUUAACUAAACAUCAAAAUGUAGUUUAACCAGUUAGUCUGUUUUCAGUUUUCUUUCCAUAUGUCAUUUGUUAAAAUCUUGAGCUGGGAGCUAUUUAUUGCGUGUUUCCUUCAAAGCCCUCUGGACCAUUCUGGAAAAAUGUUGAAACAUGGGCUGGAUUGGCAUAGAACUCUCCUCCAAAAGCACCCAUGUAUUCUUUUCUUUUCUUUUCUUUUUGAAAUGGAGUCUUGCUCUGUUGGCUUGGAUGGAGUGCAGUGGUGCGAUCUCAGCUCACUGAAACCUCUGCCUCCCGGGAUUAAGUGAUUCUCCUGCCUCAAUCUCCUGAGUAGCUGCAAUUACAGGCACCCACCAGCAUGCCUGGCUAAUUUUUGUAUUUUUAGUAGAGACGGGGUUUCACCACGUUUGUCAGGCUUGUCUCAAAUCCUGACCUCGUGAUCUGCCCAACUUGGCCUCCCAAUGUGAUGAGAUUAUGGGUGUGAGCCACCGCUCCCAGCCUCGGUUUUUUUUUUUUUUUUUUUUUGAGAUGGAGUUUCGCUCUUGUUGCUCAGGCUGGACUGCAAUGGUGCGAUCUCUUGUCACUACAACGUCUGCCUCCUGGGUUCAAGUGAUUCUCCUGCCUCAGCAUACCGAGUAGUUGGGAUUACAGGUGGCUUCCACCACUCCCAGCUAAGUUUUUGCAUUUUUAGUAGAGACAGGAUUUCACCAUGUUGGCCAGGCUGGUCUCGAACUCCUGACUUCAGGUGAUCUGCCCACCUCGACCUCCCAAAGUGCUGGGAUUAUAGGCGUGAGCCACUGCGCCUGACCGCUCAUGUAUUCUUGAUUGAAACAAUUUGCUUAUGUUUUAGUUCUACACCUGACCUUCUUUCACUGUUUCCAAGGUCAAUAGCUGUGUGUUCACAAUUCUGCAUUUUAUAAAUGUUACUGUGAUUUUCUUGUAAGGAAGAAUAAACUGUCAGGGAUCAAUGGCCUCAGACCCUUGCAAAAGAAGUUUCUUUUUUUUUUUUUUUUUUUGAGAUGGAGUUUCGCUCUUGUGCCCCAGGCUCUAGUGCAGUGGUGCGACCUCGGCUCACUACAACCUCCGUCUCCCGGGUUCAAGUGAUUCUUCUGCCUCAGCCUCCCAAGUACCUGGGAUUACAGGCAUGCUCUACCACACCCAGCUAAUUUUGUAUUUUUAGUAGAGACGGGGUUUCUGCAUGUUGGUCAGGCUGGCCUCAAACUCCUGACCUCGGGUGAUCCACCCACCUUGGCCUCCCAAAGUGCUGGGAUUACAGGCUUGAGCCACCGUGCCCGGCAAAAGAAGUUUCUUUAGCCAAGGUUUGUGAAAGAGGCUUCUCUAAUUUUCCAGAGUGGGGGUGAUAAGAUCAACCCUUCCCAUUAGCCCUUCCAGGCCCCCAUGUAAUAAUUCAGGCACACCUUCUCACUCAUCUCAGACCAUCUCAGGGUAACUCGGUGAAAAUAUCUUCUGAUCUGAGCCCCAGUGAGCCUCCCUGCAACUUGGCGAUGAGGGGCUUGACCAGAAAACUCAACCCGAGUGACUUUGACCCCUGAAAUUAUUGGCAAAAUGGAGUGCAUGUCUCGGUGUGGCUUUUUUUUUUUUUUUUUUUUGAGGAGUGCCCAGUUGUAAUUAGAAUUUUCAAUGGGAUGCAGUGUCCUAAAAAUGAAAAAAGCAGAAGAAUGGAAGAAACAGGUGUAGACUGAGACACAGAGACCAUCUUCAGGGCCUUUCUCUGUAUGAGGACAUCACAGCAAAAUCUAAAGCGGGUCAUGUCAGUCCCUGGCAGGGAACCCUCCACCGGCUUCCCGUGUUCCCCAGGACAAAAGCCCAACUCCUCACUGUGGCUCCACAGCCCUGUGUCCAGGGCCCCCGCCAGUGUCCAGCCUCCUCCUGGGAACUUGCCCUCAUCUCAUGACUCCCUCUGCCCCAGUCACAUUUGCUUUUCUCUUUUCCCAAACAUCAAAACCCUUCCUGUCUCAGGUCGUCGUCCCUGGUUUUACCCUGUGUACCCUGUCCCUUUCUCCUCCUUCAGGUCUAGGCUCAGAGCUGUCGGGCAUACCCUCCCAGCCCUGUCUGUAGUUUCCUUGUCCAUCAGUCUGUAUCAUUUACUCAGGAUUCAUUGUCUCUGCAUCAAUCACAUCAGAAAUGCCCUUUUUUUUUUUUUUUUGAGACAGAGUCACUCUAUCGUUCAGCCUAUGAGUGCAGCCUCGUGAUCUUGGCUCACUGCAACCUCUGUCUGCUGGGUUCAAGCAAUUCUUGUGCCUUAGCCUCCCAAGUAGCUGAGAUUACAGGUGUCUACCACCACACCCGGCUAAUUUUUGUAUUUUAACUUCCAUUUUAUAUUAUUUUUGAGUCUGUCACCAAGACGGGGGUAGUGGCGCGAUCUCGGCUCACUGCGACCUCCACCUCCCGGGUUCAAACGAUUCUCCUACCUCAGUCUCCCGAAUAGCGGAGAUUACAGAUGCUUACCAAGCCCGGCUACUUUUUGUGUAUUUAGUAGAGACUGGGUUUCACCAUGUUGGCCAGGCUGGUCUCGAUCUCCUGACCUCAAGUAAUCAGCACACCUUGGCCUUCCAGAGUGCUAGUAUUACAGGCAUGACCCACCAUGCCCGGCCCAUUUUUGUAAUUUUAGUAGAGACAGGGUUUCACCAUGUUGGCCAGGCUGAUCUCAAACUCCUGAGGUCAAGUGAUCCUCCCACCUCUGCUUCCUAAGUAGCUGGGACCACAGACACACAGACGUGCACCACCAUACCUGGCUAAGUUUUUGUAUUUUUGGUAGAGAUGGGGUUUCACCAUGUUGCCCAGGCUGGUCUCAAAUUCCUGAGCUCAAGCGAUCUACCCGCUACAGCCUCCUAGAGUGCUGGGAUGACAGGCGCGAGCCAGGGCACCCAGCCUCUGCAUGGGGUUUGGUCAGGGCUGGGUCUGUGCCCUGAAGGGGGAGCUCAUUCCAGCCCAGCUCCCCAUUGCUGCAGCGUGUGUGGACUCCUCCAGAAGGGGAGUGGGAGUUUUCCUGUAGGAGUUUAUUGUCCCUGGUGUGGAGAGCAGCAGGGGGGACCAUAUUUCCUCAGGGUGAGGUCUUUAGUUAGGUCUCUGAGCCCAAGUUAAGCCAUCACAUCCCCUGUGACCUGCACCUAUACAUCCAGAUAGCCUGAAGCAACUGUGAAAAUAUCCUGAUGACAUUCCAAUAUUGUGAUUUGUUUCUGCCCUACCCUGACUGAUCAAUGUGCUUUGCAAUCUCCCCCACCCUUAAGAAGUCUCUUUGUAAUUCUCCCCACCCUUGAGAAUGUACUUUGUGAGAUCCACCCCCUGCCCGCAAAACAUUGCUCCUAACUCCACCACCCAUCACAAAACCUAUAAGAACUAAUGAUAAUCCCACCACCCUUUGCUGACUCUUUUCGGACUCAGCCCGGCUGCACCCAGGUAAAAUAAACAGCCUCGUUGCUCACACAAA
Messenger RNA from Symphalangus syndactylus (siamang), 8422 nucleotides. Its product is annotated as zinc finger protein 611. Gene Ontology annotation, molecular function: DNA-binding transcription activator activity, RNA polymerase II-specific; RNA polymerase II cis-regulatory region sequence-specific DNA binding. Gene Ontology annotation, cellular component: nucleus. NCBI's taxonomy places the organism in Eukaryota, Metazoa, Chordata, Mammalia, Primates, Hylobatidae. Gene Ontology annotation, biological process: regulation of transcription by RNA polymerase II; embryo development. The record is from RefSeq and is a predicted model, not a curated record.